GCGGAAUCGGAUGAGCGCUUGGAUCGCGGGGAAGGAAACAGAAAGUUGAAGCUCACAGAAGCACAAGACCCAGCAGAACACGGCUAAUGCAUAGAAUCCCAUCAAAUUUCGACAUUCCCCGAGAAUAGCUGCCUAUCUUUCAGCAGCUUGCGGAAGAGAUAGCUCACACCCUCUACUACUCAUUCUCUCCCUCCCCGCCAUGUCAACACAACAACCAUCCAGUCGGAGCCAUGCGCCCGCGGACCCCAACCGGUCCUGGAUCCAACAAACCGACGCGGCACCUCCUUCCACCUCCCAGCCUCCUCGCCCUCCCGUUCCACCACCAAACCCGCAACUCCAGCCCUCCCCGACCGACGGUCAACAGUCCCCCACCCGCCAGCCGACAAUAGUCGACGCCAUGCAGACGAUAAAGCCGUCCGACUUCCUCACAUUCCACCAGGCGCCCUGCGCCCGCACGGGCCUACUGACCGGCAUUGGCGCCGGCGCCGCGGUCGGGGCGCUGCGCUGGAUCUUGGGCCUGCCGGUGCCCCGGGCGGCGAACUGGGCGGUGGGGACGGGCGUUCUGGGGGCCAUUGGGCAAUAUGAAUACUGCCAGUUCCGGCGACACCAGGAGCGCGAGAAGGUGAAGCGGGUGGUGGAGGUGUACGCGGCCAAGCAGGCGCGGGAGAAGAAGGAGAAGGAGGAGCAGGAGAGGAGGGAGCGAGAGAAGGCGCUGGCCAAAGAGAGAGAGGAGGCGGAGAAGAGGAGGAGGUGGUGGCGGUUUUGGUGAAAGGGAGGCGCCGCUUGGGAUACUAUUGCAGGUGGUGGGAAAGAAAGAAAGGAGGUCAUGCUAUGGCUGUACAAUACGAAUGGCGCAAGAUAUCUCU
Thermothelomyces thermophilus ATCC 42464 is the source of this 866-nucleotide messenger RNA. RefSeq lists its product as uncharacterized. The coding region runs from base 200 to 769 and encodes 189 amino acids. The transcript has 2 exons. Gene Ontology annotation, cellular component: mitochondrial inner membrane; mitochondrion. The record is from RefSeq and is a predicted model, not a curated record. Lineage: Eukaryota; Fungi; Ascomycota; Sordariomycetes; Sordariales; Chaetomiaceae. Gene Ontology annotation, biological process: mitochondrial respiratory chain complex IV assembly.